Megalops cyprinoides (Indo-Pacific tarpon) is the source of this 1747-nucleotide messenger RNA. RefSeq names its product CD2 (cytoplasmic tail) binding protein 2 (gene cd2bp2). The record is from RefSeq and is a predicted model, not a curated record. Gene Ontology annotation, cellular component: U5 snRNP. Gene Ontology annotation, molecular function: protein binding. The transcript has 7 exons. NCBI's taxonomy places the organism in Eukaryota, Metazoa, Chordata, Actinopteri, Elopiformes, Megalopidae. Bases 132 to 1253 code for a protein of 373 amino acids.
CAACUAUAAUUUUAUGCUAUUAGGUACAUAAGAGAUCAGUCUGCCGGUGUCAUUUUCCACACUUUAAAUCUCAUGCGCAUGGCGUGGCGACGCUGCACAGCAUGUCAAACUAGCUGGCGUAUCUAGAUAGCAUGUCAAAAAGAAAAGUGACUUUCGAAGACUGUGGCGAGGAAUUUGAUUUGGAGGACGAUCUUCCAAAGAAGAAGAUAUGUGAGGGUGUGAGUGGUCCUGGCUCCAGGUUCAAGGGAAAACAUUCCUUGGACAGUGAUGAGGAGGAUGAAGGAGAAGAUGGGGAAGAGAGCAGAAAAUAUAACAUAUUAGCUAGUGAUGAUGUGGAGGGUCAGGAGCAGGCCACGAUUGACUGUGAUGAGGGGGUGCCCAUCACGCCCUUCAACCUCAAUGAGGAGAUGCAGGAGGGCCACUUUGACUCUGAGGGAAACUACUUCGUUAAAAAGGAUGAGGAAAUUAGAGACAACUGGCUAGACAACAUUGACUGGGUGAAAAUCAAAGAACAACCAGUGAAGCGAAAGAAGGGCCUUGCUGCUAAGAGGAGGAGGAGGGAGGGGGAUGAGGAUGAGGCAGAGGAGGAGAAACAGAGGGAGGAGAAACAGGGAGACAGUGAGGAAGAGGCAGAACCAGAACCUGCAGAGGACCCCUUGGCAAAUUACAGCCGGCGUCAGCUCACAGAAGCUGUCGUUGAGUUGCUGUUGCCCGGAGAAACCGUUGCCGGGGGGCUGAGGCGAUUGGGUGGCUUAGGGGGUCGGAAGAAGGGAAGGGGUAAAGCUGAGGAUGGGAAAGAGGAGGGGCCAAACAGAGAUGCUGAAAAGCUAGACAGGCUGACAGCCUUAGCAGACAGAUUGGUGGGGAAUGGGGAGUUUGAGAUCUACCAACAGACCUAUGAAAGGCUGGCAUAUAAAUUGAAGCGGAUGGGUGGUCAAACUGCAGGUGGGAAGAGAGGGGCUGAUGAGGACGUUGAGCUCGACAUGUUCGCAGACCAGAUUGAUGCGGUGGAUGGAGAGAAAGGGCAAGAGGAGGAAGAUGAACAUGAGGGGAUUGACAGUGAUGAAGUGAUGUGGGAGUACAAAUGGGACAACGAUGAGAAGUCAGAGCUCUACGGCCCCUUCAGCAGCCAGCAGAUGCAGAACUGGGUGGAUGAGGGCUACUUCAAAGAUGGUGUUUACUGUAGGAAGGCAGGACAGGAAGGCGCACCAUUCUACAGCUCCAAGAGACUGGAUUUUGAGCUCUACACCUGACACACUGACUAGCAUACCUACAGACCAGCAAAACAGCGUACAGUCAUGAUCAUGAAAACGUACAUGAAAACACACACACACACACACACACUUAUGUAAGUUUGUGUUUGUUUUGUUUGAAAUUUUAUUGUAUGACACCAUCCUGAUGUUUUUAAAUAAACUGGAUGGGCUCAGGCCAAGUCUUGAGUCUUGUAAUUAUUUUACAUGAGAUCAGACGAGCAUGAAAAGGAAAGGAAAUGUAGUGCUUUCCAUCUGCUGCUUUUCAUAUAGUGGCAUGAUUUUAAACUGGGGUUGCAGGUAUGCCAUCUGCAAAGUUAAGGGGUUGGCAGGGCAUAUACCAUACCCAUACAGCAUUUGUAGUUGGACCCUUCGGAGUUUCCUACAGAUGUAAUCACAGUGACCCUGAGGACUGACUCAUUGCAGACGUUAAUUUCUGUUCCAUCUAAUCUCAUUUGAAGUUUGUGAAUUUUUAGAAUGUGUGGUUACAAAAUAAA